This is a messenger RNA of Ictidomys tridecemlineatus (thirteen-lined ground squirrel), 2626 nucleotides long. The record is from RefSeq and is a predicted model, not a curated record. NCBI's taxonomy places the organism in Eukaryota, Metazoa, Chordata, Mammalia, Rodentia, Sciuridae.
UCCUGGAUUUUCUGGUCAAUUUUGUGAAGAUAAUAUAAAUGAAUGUACUUCAUUACCAUGUCUACAUGAGGCAAUCUGUGAAGAUCUUAUCAAUGGAUACAUUUGCAAAUGUCAACAAGGAUGGUCUGGACGUCACUGUGAGAAGGAACUUGAGUACAUUCCCCACUCAUGUACUCUCAGGAUGUGCAUGGAAAAUGAACCUGGCACCACUUGUAUCUGCAUACCUGGAUCUGUGAGUUGCUCCACUGCACUUCCUUGUGGUGAUGAAAUAAGCAGCAUCACCAGUUCACCUCUCAUCUCUCCAAGCAUCUCUCCAACCAUUUUUACACAAAUAUAUACAGUGCCUCCUUCUGAAAUGUUGUUCAGUAUCUUACCAUCUACAAGGGCUACAAAAAUAUGGACCAUAAUGAAUACUUAUCCAGGCAAUGAAGCUCCGAAACACAGAGAUAUUUUCAAGCAUGAUGUUCCUGCAACCACUGGUUUGGCAGCAUUAAGUAUUGGCAUAGCUUUUGAAAGCUACUUACUCAAAGAACUGAUUUCCACUAGAGAGCUUUCAGCAAAACAGAGUCUUCUUUCUUCCACAGAUGUUUCCUCUUCUCAGUUUCUGAAUUUUGGUGUUCAUGAUCCAGCACAAAUUGUCCAGGGCAAAACAUCUGCAUCACAUAUGCCUAUCCAAACUUCAGCAGCUACACAAGCAUUCUUUCUUUCUCCUCAGGGAUCAAGGACCCCAUUUAUCAUCUCUUCCUUAAUGACAGAUUUUAUUUUUCCCACAUCAUCUUCAUUAUUUGAGGACUAUCACACUGUUGCCUUUUCUGCUGCCACAAUGAGUUCAGUAAUUAGCAGCAUUCCAGGAGCUGAUAUUAAGUUAAACAGGCUCUCAUUACUCUCCCAUGGAUUCCUGCUCACAACUGCUUCCACAAGUGCACCUCCAAUUGUCUCUAGGAGGGCUCAAGAGGAUAUUGAAGAAUAUUCAGCUGUUUCCUUAAUUUCAAGAAGAAAGCACUGGAGAUUGCUGAGCCCCUCAAUGUCUCCCAUUUUUCCUGCUAAGAUAAUUAUAUCCAAACAGGUAGCCAUCUUAAACUCAUCAACUCUCUACCAAUUUAGAACGCAAACUCCCAUUCCCAGUGAAUAUCGGGUUAUUACUGAAGAAUCUAGCAACCAGAGACUCACAAACAUCAAAUCACAGGCUGCUGAUUCUUUAAGUGAAUUAAGCCAAACAUGUGCAACAUGUUCUAUGACUGAAAUAAAAUCCUCUCAUGAAUUCUCAGAUCAGGUUUUGCAUAGUAAACAGUCCCAAUUUUAUGAGACAUUCUGGAUGAACUCAGCGAUAUUAGCCAGCUGGUAUGCACUAAUGGGAACUCAAACUAUCACUUCUGGGCAUUCGUUUUCUCCUCAUACUGAAAUAAUACCAUCAGUGGCAUUCACAGAACUGUCAUCUUUGUUUCCAUCUAAAAAGAGUGCAAAAAGAACAAUUUUAUUUUCAUCCUUGGAAGAAUCCAUUACCCUAUCAAGUAAUUUAGAUGUUAAUUUAUGUUCAAAUGAGACUUGUUUAUCCAUUGUAUCUUCCCAAACUGUGUAUUCAGACUUGAUGUAUUCUGAUUUGACUUCAAAACUGACUACUGAUGAUCUGUCAGUAUCAGAAGACAUUCUUAAACUAUCAAGAUUAGGAAAAUACAGUGUAACUAUGAGUCCCACCGAAGCACUAAAUCAAGACAAUUUAUUGGACAUGAAAGAGGGUGAAGUGUCUUAUCAACUGUUCAAACUUCACACAAGUGUUACCUCUCUAGAUUUUGAAUUAAACUUACAAAAAUAUUCAGAUGUAACUUUCAAGAUGUAUUCAGAAACCACACAUUCAAAUGACCUCAAAAACAAUCAACCACUAUAUGCAGACUCACUAUCUUACUUUGCAGAAGUAACUCCUAGUGUUGGGUUUUAUACGGCGACAGCAACUCAACCUCUUCCAAUACAGACCUCUUUACCCAUGUCUCUAAUUAGACCAGAUUGGCCAUAUUAUGUGGAUUACCUGACCUUAACACCUGAUUUAAAGGAAAAGAUCAGGACUUCUUCAGAAUGGUCAAAAUGGGAACUUCAUCCUAGUGUGCAUGACCAAGAAUCUCCUGCUGCAGGUCAGAUUCUUUCCAUCACUAGAUCACUUACUUCACCAUCACUGGAGUCCUUCCCAGUGACUCAACAACUGAUGAUUUCUGGUGAGUUUCUCAGUUUCUGUUCAGUAAACUUAAAAAUUAGUUUCUUUUCUAAAGAAAAGAAAGCAUGUCAUGGUCACCAGGUGCUCUAAACAGCUUCAUUGUGAUCAGGGCAGCAGCCAGUUCAAUGGAGAUGGCACCUGCUGCUGUACCCAACACAGAUGGUUAUUCUUUAUGCACUGCCACAAAGGCUACCAGAUCAAUACAGAAGUUUGUGGGAGAUGGCUAGACUGCUGGCAAGCAAUCAGAAAGUGAACUAGUUCAAUUCAUUACAACAGAGCUUUCAAAGUUUUGGAAUAACUUUUAUUAUUCUCAUUUCUUGAAAUAGCUUCUUUGUAGACGGAACACAAUAUAACAUACUUUUCUAACAUUAUCCUUGGGACUGGUUAUUUUUAAUGAGAAAAAAAAAACAAGUGAACUUC